AUGACAACCAGCACAACAGAAAAGGCGCUCGAGGAUCGCGCCAAGUCGCUGCACAAGAAGGAGAAGAAAAGAUCUGCUGCAGCCGCAGCCGCCGCCUCCUCCAGCGCCGAGGGCACUCCCACGCCCGCAUCUCCCGCCAAGAAGGAGAAAAAGGGCAAGAAGGAAAAGAAGGACAAGAAGCGUUCUGUUGAUGAUUCAGACGAAGAUGACGACAAGGCAGCCAAGAAGCGAAGAAAGGAGGAGAAGAAGGCCAAGAAGGCUUCUGCCAAAGUCGCUGCUACUGCGGCCGCUUCCUCGGUCGAGUCUACCCCUGCUGCGGUAGCAUCCACCUCAUUCACACCCACCAACCCUGCCGCCGCACGUGCCUUCCUCGAGGCAAACAACAUCACCAUCGAAGCACCUGAGGAGUCGAACAAGCGUCCACCGUUGCCGAUGGUGGACUUCCGCGAGCUUGACGGCAAGAUCGAUGCUGCCGUCAAAAAGACACUUGACGCACAAGGAUUCACCACCCCUACACCCAUUCAAGCAUGCUGCUGGCCUGUAUUGUUGCAGGACAAGGAUGUUGUUGGUAUUGCCGAGACGGGUUCAGGCAAGACGUUCGCUUUCGGUCUGCCUGCGCUGCAGCACUUGGUGACCAAGCACAAGGUUUUGGAAGGUGGAAAGAAGAAGGGCAGGGGUGCGCAAGUCAAUGUUCUCGUAGUAGCACCAACACGAGAGCUGGCAAUUCAGACAGAGGAGAACAUGGCCAAGCUGGGCAAGUCGAUGGGUAUCGGUAUGAUCUGCCUUUACGGUGGUGUCUCGAAGCAGGAGCAGGUGCGAUUGCUCAACCAGACCCCCACAGUCCGCAUUGUCGUCGGCACACCAGGUCGUGUUCUUGAUAUGGCAAGAGACGGAUCAUUGGACUUGUCCGAUGUGACAUACCUGGUGCUCGACGAGGCAGACCGAAUGCUGGACAAGGGUUUCGAGCCUGAUAUUCGUGCUAUCAUCGGCAUGUGCACUUCUCGCGAGGACGGUCGUCACACAUCGAUGUUUUCCGCUACCUGGCCUCCUGCUGUUCGUGGUCUCGCAGAGUCGUUCAUGAAUGGUCCUGUCCGCGUCACUGUUGGUUCCGACGAGCUCUCCGCCAACCGACGUGUCGAGCAGACCGUCGAAGUCCUCGCUGACGGCUACGCCAAGGAACGCCGACUCAACGACUUCCUCCGCUCCGUCAACGCACAAAGUUCCAAGGACAAGAUCCUCAUUUUUGCCUUGUACAAGAAGGAAGCCCAGCGUGUCGAGCAGACACUCCGUCGCGGCGGUUUCAGCGUCUCUGGCAUUCACGGUGAUUUGGGUCAAAACGAGCGCAUUGCUUCGCUCGAGCGGUUCAAGUCCGCAGAGACACCGCUGCUCGUAGCAACUGAUGUCGCUGCCCGUGGUCUCGAUAUCCCCAACGUCGAGCACGUCAUCAACUACACCUUCCCAUUGACCAUCGAGGACUACGUUCACCGAAUCGGACGAACAGGUCGUGGUGGUAAGACGGGUAAGAGUUUGACCUUCUUCACUGAAAUGGACAAGGCGCAUGCCGGUGAAUUGAUCAGGGUGUUGAAGGAUGCCGAUCAGAAGGUGCCAGAGGACUUGACCAAGUUCCCUACCACAAUCAAGAAGAAGACACAUUCGAGCUAUGGUGAUCACUUCAAGGAGCUUGUGCCCGGAAAGGCUAAGAAGAUUACCUUUGACGACGAUUAG
Molecule: messenger RNA, 1725 nt
Organism: Ustilago hordei
Lineage: Eukaryota; Fungi; Basidiomycota; Ustilaginomycetes; Ustilaginales; Ustilaginaceae
Product: putative DBP3 - putative RNA helicase required for pre-rRNA processing
Exons: 1
Coding region: 1-1725 (574 amino acids)
Biological process (GO): rRNA processing
Cellular component (GO): nucleolus
Molecular function (GO): RNA binding; RNA helicase activity; ATP binding
Source: RefSeq, a predicted model, not a curated record